Messenger RNA from Eriocheir sinensis (Chinese mitten crab), 3998 nucleotides. RefSeq names its product filaggrin-2-like. The coding region runs from base 27 to 2888 and encodes 953 amino acids. Lineage: Eukaryota; Metazoa; Arthropoda; Malacostraca; Decapoda; Varunidae. Gene Ontology annotation, cellular component: chitin-based extracellular matrix. Gene Ontology annotation, molecular function: structural constituent of chitin-based larval cuticle. The record is from RefSeq and is a predicted model, not a curated record. The transcript is spliced from 2 exons.
CACUCCCUCCAGCGGCGUCCCUCAGGAUGUGGUGUAGAACCGUGUUGCUGCUGUGUGCGUGUGCGGGGGCGUGGGCGCAGACGACCCGGCCACGCGACGACGACCAAGGAACUACCACCGUCGUUCCGAUCCUGCGACACAUCAACAAACUCAACGGCGACGGCUCCUACACGUACGGCUUCGAGGCUGCCGAUGGAACGUUCAAGGUGGAGACGCGAGACAGUGACGGGAACGUGAAGGGCAAGUUUGGCUACACGGACCAGGCCGGGAAGGUCAAGGUGGUGGAGUACGCGGCGGGCAACGGCACUGGGUUCGAGGCGCAGCACGACCUGAUCUCCGCCGAGGCCACGCCGCCGUCCCUCGACACCACGCUGCUCUCAGGGCCGUCCAGACCCCGAAGGCCGGUCAAGAGGGUUAAGCGCCCAAGAAGAAUAAGUGCGGAGGCUCAGCACGGGACUCCAACCUCCCCGUCUCCUCUCCCUCCUCCUCCUACUCAUUCCUCAGACCUCCUCCAGCCAUUCCCGCAUAUCAAUAAUCGUGGUCAUCCUUCGCCUGCCCCUCAGUCUCAUGUUGACCCCCAGUCCCAUGUUGACCCCCAGUCCCAUGGUAACCUCCAGUCCCACAAUAGCUUUGUCCCACACUUCGAUUCCCAGCCCCAGCCCCACGACGGGUUCGCCCCACAAUUCGACUCCCAGCCCCAGCCCACAUUUGGAGAAGACAAGUUCCCGAAGCAAUUCCCUGAUGACCAGCAACGCCCUACCUCCUUCAGCUCCCGGUUCCGCCCUCAGCUCCCUGACUCCGAGCCCCGACCAGUGUUCAGGCCCCAGUUUCCCUCUCACCCGGACAAUACCCAGCCCCAGGCACCACCCCAAGGCGACUUCAGGCCCCAGUUCCUUCCAGAGACUGAGCCACAGACAUUCAGACCUCGCUUCCCCACCCGACGUCCAGAGGAAGAUCCCCAGUCAGCCUUCACACCCAGGUUCCCCACACGGCCAACAUUCAGACCCCAGUCCCCUUCCCCACAGUUCCCGGUCCUCCCUAAGCCCCAGAUCCCCACCACAGAGCCCCAUCAGUUUUUGAGGAGAAAGACGGACAAGGAGCAGGAGCAGGACGGGAAGGCAGGCCCACAGCAGUUAUUCGGCAGGCCACAGUUCCCCACCACCCCCUUCCCCCAAUUCGGGACUCGUUUCCCCCAGGCAGGCGAAGGGCAGAGUGGCCACCCCACACCACCCCAGUCCUUCCCUAGGUCUCCUCAGUUCACCAGGCGGCGUCCCGGUAGCGGUGGCGUGAGAGACAGUUCAGGGUUCCCAGGAGAUAAGGAUGACGAGAGCCUCGUGGACACAGCAAAGGUGGAGGACGAGAAGACCAACAACCCCUUCUCACCCUCACCGCCCCCGCCUCCCGGUGUUCUGCCAGCAGGUACUUUCCCCUUCUCCCCAUCCCGACGCCCCUUCAGACCCCAGCCCGUAAGUCCCAAGCCCACAAAGGUGCCAGGGGUUCCCAGGCCCCAGCAGUUGUCCCCCGGCUUCCCCCAGCAGCCACAGUUCGGUGCUCAGACUCCCCAGUUCGGUGCACAACAGCCCACUCAGUUUGGGCAGCCUAAGCCACUGUUUGGUCAGGGAACGGGACAGUUUGGCCAAGGGACAUCCCAGUUCGACCAGGGGGUCCCCCAGUUUGGCCUAGGAGCGUCCCAGUUCGGCCAAGGAUCUCCACAGUUUGGCCAGGGAGUGCCGCAGUUCGGUCAAGGAGCGUCCCAAUUUGGUCAAGGAAUACCGCAAUUUGGCCAAGGGGCAUCCCAGUUUGGGCAAGGAGCAUCCCCGUUCGGCCAAGGAUCCCAUCAGUUUAGCCAAGGAACACCUCAGUUCGGACAAGUAGCACCCCAGUUCGGGCAAGGAGCACACCAAUUCGGUCAAGGAGCACCCCAGUUUGGCCAAGGAGCACACCAAUUCGGUCAAAGAGCACCCCAGUUCGGCCAAGGAGCACCCCAAUUCGGUCACGGAGCACCCCAAUUCGGUCAAGGAGCACCCCAGUUCGGCCAAGGAACACCCCAGUUCGGCCAAGGAGCACCCAAGUUCGGCCAAGGAGCACCUCACUUAGGUCAAGAAGCUUCUAAAUUCGACCAGGAUUCAUCGAAGCUGGGCGAGGAAGCGACACAGUUUGACAGACGGCCGCAGUUCACCAGAGGCACGUCCGUGUUUGUGCGAGACCCGUCUCAGUUCGAAAAGGAUUCCCCGAAGUUUGGUCAGGACACCUCAAGUGGCCAAGGAACGUCACGAUUUGGACGGCCACGAGUUCGCCCUCAGUUUGACCAGAGGAGGCCACAGUUUGACCAGGGUGCGUCGCAGUUUGGCCAGAAAACUCCCCAGAAGAAGCCGCUGUUUGGUAAGGAUCCAGACGAAGAGAAGGACGAGCCUCAUAGUGGACAGCCCCAGCCAGCGUUUGGACAGCAGCCAUUCUUUGGACAGCAGCCUGUCUUUGGACAGCAGCCGACGUUCGGACAACAACCGACAUUUGCGCCCCAACAGCCUGUCUUCUUGGCCCAGCCACAAUUCUUGGGGCAGCCGCUGGGACAGAGCUUCGGCAUCGCCACGCCUCAGCAACUGACGCCACAGCAGAUCAAGCAGCUUCAGCAGCAGGGCGGCUUCCAACCACAGUUUGUGCCUCAGCAGCAGGGUAGCUUCCAGCCACAGUUUGUGCCUCAGCAGCAGGGCUUCCCCGUGCAGGCCUUCCAGGCCUCGCCUCAGCAGUUCACGCCCCAUCAGCGGUUUGGAGUCCCCCAGGCAGCAGGGGUGCAGCCCUUCCGCGGCUCUCAGUCCUUGCUCAGCCCCGCCCAGUCGUCCGUUUCCGCCACCUCCGCCGCCAAGGAUGCGGACGAAAAGGAAACUUAGAGUCCUUCAGGAUACGCACGUGCACUCACCGUUAAGUCAGCCGAGCAGUGAUUCUCGUCAACAGUGAAGGAUCGUUGUUGUUGCAGUUGUAGGACUCUUGAUCCCAUUGUGAGGGAGUGUAAAGGUUCGGACCGGUGAACACAGAUGGCCAACAAGUUCAAGGGAAAAUGCAUGCUAGAUGGUCCUUUUAGCCCCAGAUCCCCGAAGGGCUGGCCGUGGGUGUUAGGGUCUCUCCUGAUCGUGAUAAGUGAAAGGUUUGACUGACAACAUUUUUGAAGGAAUGGAAUAUUUUUUUUUUAAUAGAAAACUGCUGUUACUAAAUCUUGCACUGACAACAAUUCUAGAGAUGUCCUUGGGAGGGGGCGGCAAGGACGGCAUUAGGGAGGGGAGGUGUGUUCUGUAUUUAUAGUUUCACCUACGCUGUGAUCGAUAUUGUUUUCAUUUACAUGUCUAAUGCCGAGGAAGCCUUGCCCCACCCUUUGAAAGAAAUAUCCUACCGGCAUCCCUUGCGUACUCAACCCCUCACUUCAACACAACACACUCCUUUUUUUCCACGAUAUCCGAUAACAUUAUUAAUAUCUCAACAUACUGCACAUUCCUCAGCUUUUAAUACAUCAACGAGCGGUCACAUUAUUUACUAUCAUACCAAGCGAGUCGAGAAGUUGAACCGACGCCAAACUCUCCUUUCCCUGCCGCCACUCUUUUUAGGACAGUGUAUAUAAACAAAUUCCUCUCCGUGCUAACACACACACACACACACACACACACACACAAUUUGGGGCAUGUCACAGUUACCUUCUUCCCAGCACUGAGGAAACGAACCAGGACGAAGAAGUUUAAUAAUAUUUUAAUACGACCAUGAAAAAAAAAAAAACCACCGUGAGACAAAAGACUGAAAAUAAAUGAUGAUGAUGAUGAUGAUGUUGAUGCUUCCACGCCCGACUUCUUCUAUUUAUUAAACGUCAUGUUGUUGUGUACCUCGAAAUUAUAUUAUCUUUUAUUAUUAUUGCAUUUUCCUUUUUAUUUCGUUUUUUUUUUAUUGUUUCCACUUCACGCUUGUACAUAGCCAGUGUUGCGACAAGUCUGAUCUAUAAUAAAUCAUUUUAUUCC